AUGUCGACGCGCACAGGUGAACUCGCUGCACUAGCCGCGCUCAUUACGAACGCGACGAAAGUUGUGGAAGCACACUAUGCGAAGGCCUCCAAACCUCAUGUUCCGUCCUUGGAUGAUAUCGAGCCGCACACCCUUGACACGCAACUGACGAACCAAGAACUUCGGACUGCUAUACAGACGAUUGAAGGUGCUUGUGCCCAGCUCUCAGCCACUGUGGCGAGACCCAGCCAUACGAUUGUUAACAGACUCAUGGGGUUUUAUGAACCAGCGUGUUUAAACGUCGCCAUCACUUUUAAAAUCCCGGACAUCCUUCAGGAGAAGCCCCACGGCAUGCAUAUCUCGGAAAUCUGCCAGAAGUCGGGCCUCGACGAACGGAAGAUCGGAAGGAUAUUGAGGCUGCUUGCCACGAAGCAUGUAUUCAGAGAAGCUUCAGAGAACGUGUUCGCCAACAAUCGCCUCAGCAUCCAACUCCUCUCGACGAACCCUUUGUCCAGCCUUGGUCUUCAUUUCACUGACGAAUGUCUGAAGUCCACAGCCCUCCUUUCAGAAAUUCUCGCUGACAAGGAGUGGGGACACUCCAACGCUCCGAACGAAUGCGCGUUCAACAGAUGGAGUGGGGUGCCGGAUCCCAUGUUCAUUUACUUCGAAGGGGCUACCCCAAAAGGUGCUGAACUAGGCGCCCGCUUCGGGAUCGGCAUGCUUGGCUGGGGACUUGCAUGUGAGGCGCAAGCUGUAAUCCACGAAUUCCCCUGGAAAGACCUUGGAGAUGGCGCCUCUGUAUGCGAUGUUGGAGGAGGUAUUGGGAACAUCACGAUGCAGCUCGCGAAGAACUACCCCACUCUGCAGCUCAAACUCCAGGAUUUGCCAGAGAGAGUACACCAGGCGAAGACGGAGGUUUGGCCCAAGGAAUGCCCUGAAGCGAUCGUAGAGAACCGUAUUCAGUUCGAGCCGAUUGAUUUCUUGAAGGAGGCGCCGGUGAAGGCGUGUGAUGUCUAUUACUUGAAGAAUAUCAUCCAUGACUGGCCAGAUGCAGAUUGCGUCAAGAUCCUUUCCAACGUCAAGAAGGCCAUGACUCCGCAUAGUCGAGUCCUCGUCCAGGAAUAUAUCUUGCAAAGCGCGAACCGCGUCCCCGACUCGCAGUCUGAAUUUAGGCAAGCGCCCACCCCACUCCUGCCCAACUACGGUGCGGGACGCAUCCGUCAGUACAAUCUGGACCUCGACAUGAUGACGAUUCUCAAUAGCGAGGAGCGUCGUCUUCCUGAUUUCAUACGUUUGGGAGAGGCUGCUGGGCUUAGGUUUGCGAAGUUGUGGGACUUUGGCGAGACUGGGUUGGUGGAAUAUAGACUACCAUAA
Messenger RNA from Cyclocybe aegerita, 1353 nucleotides. The record is from the annotation of a GenBank genome assembly. Lineage: Eukaryota; Fungi; Basidiomycota; Agaricomycetes; Agaricales; Hemipholiotaceae.